AAGUUGAGUGUCAGUAGUCUAACUUCUCUCAGGUAGUACAAGCGUUAGACCAAAAUGGAGCUUCCUCAAAUUCCGUCAAUUCCUGCAAUGAUGGGGACUGAUUCUAAACCACCAUCAGUGGGCCUACCAAGCCAUUCGUCACAUAAUCAACAAGGGCCAGGGGUUCCAAAUAUACAACAUGUUCUUCACACUAUGCCACAAUUUCUACAACAGACUCACCAAACACAGGAACAUGAAGUGACUCCUGAUUAUUUACAACAACUUUUGAAAGACAAGAAACUUUUGCAGGAUUUGCAACCGAAUCUUACGCAGCCUUUUACUCACAUGGACAGACUUCUUGAAGACGAAAUAUUCAGAGUGCGGUUACGAUUAUUUCACAUAUGUCUUGCUAAUAUGGUGGAGGCAGUCGACCUACCAGAGCCCGCCGGUCCAGUGUGCACAUUAUCAGACAAAGUUUAUAUCCCAGUAAAGGAAUUCCCAGAUUUCAAUUUUGUAGGAAGAUUGUUGGGACCCAGAGGAACUACCGCCAAAUUUUUAGAACAUGUUUUAAAUGCAAAAAUUAUGGUCAGAGGACGAGGCUCAAUGAGGGACAAGCGAUUGGAGGAACAGUACAGGGGAAAGACACACUGGGAGCAUCUCCAGGAUGAUCUACACGUCUUGCUCACCGUCGAGGACACUCACAACCGGUCAGAAAUCUUGCUCAGGAGAGCCGCCAAAGCUAUUAGGAAGUUCUUAGAAGUCAUCCCCGACGGUGAAGACCCGUGGAAGAAGAUGCAGUUGAUGGAGCUCGCCAUUAACAAUGGUACGUUACGUGCCGCUAAUAAACUACAAGCAGCAUGUGCGACCACAGCCAAUUCAUCAUCAGGUGUUCCACUGCACCUCCCCGGUAUGCCUGGCAUGCUUCCCUUACACCUUCUGACAGACAUGAUGUCACAGGGAAUGAAUAAACCCACAAAUGGCCAGGACGAACAGACGAACCAACUCCGGGGAUCGCCUCAUGGAAACCACAGAUCUGAUGCCCCGAGGGUCUUCCCCCCUCAGCUUGCCGUCCCACAGAUGCGAUCUCCGCCAACACCCGCUGGUGCUCCCGUAUUCUUUGCUCAACCCCCUACUCGUCUUCCAACGGGCGUACCGACGACAGGUGCCGGUCUCCUGAACCACCACGCGCCGACCGCCAUGAUGUCGCCAACAGAAGCAGCGAUGAUCUACCCGUACACACCAGAGUACCACCAAUACGCACACGCUUUAACGGCAGCAGCGCCGACGGCUCUUUACGACUUUCACGGAGCUGCUGUUGACCAAUCUGCAGCAGAAGCUGCCUUUUAUUCGCGAGAGAUGGGACAUUUUCAUGGACAGAGCAUAUUAAAUAGUGCUCACGCGGCGAAGGUUAGAAAACAAGUGUUGGGAGUAAGAGAGCAUCCUUAUCAAAGGGUGACCCUCCCAUAGAUUACAACACAGUAACCCAGCUGGCCACUAACAAUCCCCAGUCACAUCCCUUGGUGCAUACGUUUUUGGACUGCACAUGACAUGCAACACCCGAUUCUCUGGAGGAGCGUACGUGGUUUAACUAACUGGUGAUUGUGAUAGUGGAGCGUUCUUGUACAUAACAUGUGGACUCGAGAGAUGUCAAACCGAUGCCAGGAACGGACAGUUAAGUGCCGGUGCCUCUUCGUCUCUACAUGCACUCAUGCAUACAACCGUAUAGCAUAAUAAGUCCUUGGCCUCACGGCGAUGUGGAGCUGAACUCCGGAUACCCGGUUUGGAGAAAGAUCGGGGGUCCAUACGUCGCUGCCGAUGAAGGUCUUUAACCCGUCACUGCUGAUCACCUUAAGUGGUGUUAUGCAAUAUUUUUUAUGUUUUUGUAAUUAUAAAAAAGAUCUGAAUUUGUUACCUAUAUACAUGACAUAUUUAGUAGUCGAACAGCCAUACCAGUUUUUGUGUGGGUAGACGUGGAUCUGGGGGCAAUAAAUGUCUUUAGUAUUAUGCCAAAUAAUGAUAUACCCCGCCGAGUAAUUUCUAUGGAAGGUACUGUAAGGUUUGUGCUUUUGUACUUAAUGUAUUUUUGUGUAUAUAUAGGUUUAGUAGUAAUACGAUAUUUGUGUUAUUCUGUGCGUGUGAGAUUUGAUAGAGUAAUUCGGCAGAGGAUGUCUUGGAUAAUAACUAUGCUUUGAAAAUUGCUUUGUAUCUUCAGUAUGUUGUGGCAUCAACAAACUAGUAAUUAUCAUUGCGUAUAAUUCACUCACUUCUUAUCGAUUAGAAUAAUCAUUGAGUCGUCGUGUUAACGAGUGACAUUUCCUUUAACGUGUCUGGCGUUGCAACAAGGCGCCUCGCUCAAAUUGCAUCUGGCACUACAGGUUGACGGCAGCCUCCAUGUAAGAAACGAUGUGCAUGCUAGUUUAAUAAGACAGAGCUCCUCUGCCCUUUAGAAUUUUUUUAGCUCAGCUUGUCACUCAAAAAUUAAAUUAUUUGCUUGUGUGUCCAUACUAUCUAAGGUAAAUCUACAAGUACAGCCAAUUUGCUUUAAGCAUGUCACUUAAGUGGUAUAAGGGCAUUCAAUUCUCAGUCACAAUGAUCAAUUUUACGAUUCUGAAUUCCCCCAAGGAGAAACACUAUCUCAGUUAGGAGGCGGGCACAAUUAUUGUUAGCCUCAUCUCUACUUGACUGGGUGUCUAUUGUUACCUUUCCCUAAUGAUAUUAUUGGUUUCUAUGGCGACUUGUUACUAUGAAGUCCAGUUAUGGAAUCAACCACCUUUUACUUCCAAUGAAAAGAGCAAAUGUCAAAUUGACUUGAUCUUGUUAUAGUUUUUAAAGGGAUUAUGCUAUCUUUGUUUAUUAUUGUUAAAGGGACUAUGAUAGUCCUCCUUCUGCUCUGCCUUUCUGUACAGACCUGACAAUACUCUGUGUAUAGUUUUAGUUUAAUUGGUCUCAAAUACAACGACUUAGUCACAUGCUAGUGUCUGUGUUGGUCACAUGAUAAGAUGGCUCAGAAUUGAUAAAACCGCACAAAACUUCCAAAAAAUAAUGGCAAAAGAUGGAAAAUUUGAGAAAUUGCCAAAAUGCUUCCAUAAAAGCCAAUAUCGUUUUAUCAUUAUUUUUUAUUUUAAAGAGUAGAAAGUUUGAAUACUUGGACAUAAUUAUCAGAUAUCAUAGACUUCUCUCUGAUCGAAGUUGAAGCAGAGGUCUACUGGUCUAACAAAGUGAAAUAUCAUUGAUUGACUAAUGAGGUUCAGGUUGAUAUGCUUGACCUAAUCUACUAUAGAGAGAUUCAGAGAUGGUUCCAACAAUGACACUGACAUCAGAAUUGCUCAAACAGAAACAAAUCUGGUAUCGCACAAAAUCUGUGCUCUUGUGAUGUAAUGAUGCCACACUUGAGGUGGACGUUAAUUCGACCUUUGGCCAAAAGUGGCAUUUUAGUUGGAGUAUCCUGAUGUCUAGUUGUCAUAUUUGGCACUUUCUGAACCUCUCUAUUUUACUUAUCCCACCUAACUGAAGGGUCGUUUUUUGGGCUUCAAUAAUACAGUCAUCUGAUGACUAUUUAGUUUGCUAUUGGGGUCAAAUAUUAAGAACAGUUUUGGCUGUUUUUCAUCAGCCUUGCAUUCUUCAGUCUGACAAAUCACAUGGAGCAAAGAUCAAAUGUUUACAAUUACAUGUAGGAUUGACAUAUCAGUUUGAAAAAAAGUUUAAGUGUACAUAUCUAUAAUUUCGUCCAAUCGUUUUAUCCGAGAACAAACUUCAAAUUUUUCGAAAGAACAUAUUCAAAUGUCUGAAACACAUAUCGUUUAUAGAGACAUUAAAGCUGAUGGGUCAUACAUAUCCCAAGUUACUGCUUACGUGUUAGAGCUUGGAAAGUAUGGACAGGUAUGGACAGGUACUGUAAAAUUUUAAAUGUUAGCUUGAAAUCUUUAUUUGUUAUCAGUAAUUAAUCAUAAUCAUAUCAAAAAUUUAUUCGCUCUUUUCGUCCUGGAGAUGAAGUUCAUCUUUCUGACUUUAAAUUUCAUAUCAAAAGAAUAUUGUGGUUAUUUUUGCUCAAAAAUCCAUCUUUUAACUGGAAUUGUCAACUAUUUAUUUUGAACUGACGUGAUGAGGGAUCACACAGUGUACUUAAAUGAUCAUUCUCAAGGGGGUGGGCGAAUGUCCCCAGGACAGAAAAACAAUUGAUAAAGAUAUUAUAAACCAGGGGUGAGAGAAGGAGCGCUCACAGGAGAUUGAUCCCAAAAUGCAAAUGGCAACUUCCCCACAAAAAUAUGUCAGUCUGGUCUAACCAGUUGUGAUAGUAGUUGGUAGUCCUGCUUGGUAAUGACGAACUGGAGCCGUUGACAAGAAGGCGUGGGAUCAUAUAACGGUCGAUGAUUUGGACCUCGGGCGCUAAUGUACAUGUCGCUUGGUGUGCCUGUAUUGUUGGAACGACUUCUGUGUUGAGCUUGUUGGCUUCAUCUGUUGAAGGACACAGUAAAGUAACAAACACCCCCUGUAUACAGUCUGGCUGAAUAUAACUUACUGCUUACUAAAUCUCUUGCAACAUGUUGGAAUAUUGAACUUUCAACUGCUUGAGAAAAUUCUGCUUUUGUUUGGAACUGCUUCAGAAUUAUAAAGAAUUCCCUUAGAUUUUUGUCACGAGGAAAGGUGUUGAAUUAUAAACCUUAAUUUGUCAUCUAACUAUUCUAGAAACCUGACGUCUGCUCUCACAUAUCUUGAGGCAGACGACACCUUGCAAGAUGUGCAUUGGUAUAUUAUCUUUCAAUUAGGUGAAUCUUGCAUGUUAAAUCUUAAGGAUAACAUGACAUGAAAUUGAUAUUUUCAAAUUGUGUUGGAAUUGGAUCUCCUGAGAAAUAACCCCUCAGCCUGUCUGAUUAAAUACGUGACUCGAAUUUUAAAGGGCUAAGGGGUCAAAUUGGUUGGCUUCAGGUGAUUAAUAUGUGUGUAAUGGGACUUGGUCAUGUACCAAUUCAGUUGCUCUUUUGAUACCAAGAAUCUCCAACUCCGACAUUACUUAAUUCAGAAAUGCAUAAUACAACAGUUUUCCCCCCAAAAUCAGAUCUUCUGAUUCAAUACUGUCAGGCGAAAUAUGUCGGUUUAUCCAACGCAUACAAAGUUCGUUCCAACAAUCAGCCACCGUUGCGGAUUGCUAACUACAUUGGUGCUGAUUUAGCCUGGGGUCCAGGAUUGUCGAUCGUUAUGCGGGGAGCUUGGUGUACCCUACCCUCGGUGGCUCAGGUGUCGAUAAUGUGUCGUAGAUGGUCCUUAUAAUGGUAUUGUCCGCACCUAUAAGUGUGACAUUAAACCGAAGUAUUAAUAUAGAAUUUUGUAAAAUGCUACAUUUUGUGUACAGGUGAAUAUUAUUCAAAUGUUGCGUCUUGGAGGAUUGAAAUCUCAUCUGACCGUAUUUGUCAUAUGGGUAAUAAGGGUUUGACCCGAGGGGUUGGGUUCCGCGUGAAAACUGGUAUGGCUGUGUGUUAUAAUGUAUAAUGUUAUUACAGUGGUUUCUAUGUUUGGGAGACUAUGAAACUGUUAAUACAGUAUUUUUUCAUGACAAUUUUUUGUACUCAGUAGCGUCUACUUAAUAACUAUUCGUGCGAACAAAAGAAAUUCGGAACCGUUGACGAUUUGCUAUGCUACUGUCUUCUGAAUUGUGUAUUUUAACUUACAGUCUUCCAAUAUUGAAAUGAUAUGUGGCAAGCGCCAGAGCCUGGUGCCGCCGGAAUUCUUCUCAAAAACGUGUAUUGAGAACUUGUAAAACUUUUGUAUACGAACCAUACUGUUUCCUUUUGACCUAGACUUUAUGUAGAACCAUAUACACAGCAUAUUAUCACUACGCUUAGUUAGUUUACUAGUUGAUCUGCGGCAAGUGUUUUAGAACAUUUCGGCUGAAUCUGGAUUGUUGACGAAUUUGAUGUUUAUCUCUUCUUAGUCGGUAGAACAUUUGCCGACUCUCCUUGACUUUUCUUGCAUAAUAAUUGUAGUCUAAACAUAAUAUAAUCAAACCAAGUGCCUUUUAACUGCAUGUACAACUUGUCGGUCUCUUAACCAAUAUGCAAUGUGACACAUUGAGGAUAUUUUUGUAUCGUUUUCUAGUAGAGUGUCAUAUUUUCCUACGAAUGCGUCGCUGACAAAUCGCCCGAUAAUCAAGCAUAUUGCAGCUGACUAACCCUCGAAUGUUCACCCCAAUCAAGAUUUACGGAAACCAAUCGCGUCUUACUCUAAUCUCCCUGUGUCAGUCGACGCCAGCAUAUAAGCAGCUUCUCCAGUUGGCCAAUGAGAAGCCCGCAUUCUCGAAGGUCGGUGCAGAAACUGUGUUGACAAUGGUACCUGGAGUAUGAGUAAGGCUGUACAUGAACUCUUGGAAGGGUCGUUUAAGGACGGGAAGUGGAAAAUAUUUGAGAAAAUCGACUGUUCUCAAAAUCAGUGAAACCCAUUGUAAUCCAUUACCAAGGGGUUAAUAAACCAGUUUCACAAUUUUGAAAUUUUUUUCAAUUUUCCACUGAAGUCAAGUUUUCUCCCUCCUGUGCUAAAACAGCCUGUCCUCUCAGUCUGAUCCCACCGUUCUGGUAAAUCUUGGUUGUUUUGAACUCUACUAAAGAUUGAAGCGCUGCCGGCUGGUUUUCUUCCCGUGUGUGCUCGACCAGCCAGGACUAAUUAACAACAAGCCUAAUUAAUCCCAACGAUGCUCUGCAAUUAACCAAUCAAGGACUGUCGACGAAAUUGACAAAAAAUUUAAUUUCAAAUUUUAAUUAAAUUUUUUCGAAAAAAAAAUUUUUUGUUUUGAAUCCAUUUGUUCUUUUUUCAGUCUUUUGAAAUAUUGCCUGAUUUUUUGGCUUCAGUUAUUUCACCAUUUUCUAUAUGGAUUCAAUUCUGUUCUCUAUAGAUCUCAAAUUCUCUCAACCAGUUGAAUUUGGAUUUUGAAAAGUCGAUUGUUUCUCAGUCCUCGAUUGGUACAUCAUUCUAAUAACGCCAAAGUAUUUGUUAGAGCGAGUUGUUGAAGUAACCAUCAUCUGUUCAAAACCGAUAUAUAACUUUUGUAUAUUGACAACUUGGUUUUCAAUAAAAUGUUACGUUUAGAGAAGCUUCUAAGUCCUCAUGUUACUAACCGAAUCACUCACCUGCGCCUCAUGUUGACCAGAAUUCACUCACUAGAAAACUAACUCACGGUCGGCAAGCAUACCAAGCUAUAUUACCGAAUCUGACAAUCUCUAGCAUGCUCCAGGUGCAUUGAAGGCAUUGAAAGUGGUUCUGUAGUAUAGCUUUGUAUGUUUGGACAAACAUACAAUGCUAUACUACGAUUCUUAGUCCAACAGACUUGGCCAAAAACAAGAUGUUGGAAGUGACAUAUUUCACCAUGAAUUCUGAAAUGGAAUGUUGUAGAAUUGUCCUGCUCCGUAAUAUAGCUCGGUACGCUUUCCAACCGUGCUGCUAACUGCCGUCGGGUAUCAUCAUUGCUUGCUCCCUCUAAUAACUGAUUUGUGAACUAAUUACUAAUUACGUUAGGUUCAUCGAGGUCGUGCAAAGGAUGAGGUCCAAAAAUGGAUGGAUGAUAUCUAUAGAAAAUCAUCAGGGGUGUGUGAAUUUCCACUGAAUGAGAAUGAGAUGAAAACACUAGGCUGGAGUUUGUGCACCGGAGAGCAACAGAAGCUCUGGUGAUAAAUCCAGUAAAAUCCCAACCAAAAUAGCUUGUCUACUCGUUUUUCACGUUCCCUAAGACGUCUGAAUUUCUCAUUUAAGAUUUUAUCAAGAUUUCCCAUUAACUCGUUUUCCUGCUUCACUGUGGGAGACUCCGUACGUCAUUCAAGACCAAACAAUGGUUAUUCAAAAGACGUUCAAAUCGAUGUGUUAUGGUGAAUGAACACAUUACUCGAGUAGUCAUGUAUUUCCGGUUUCCACUUCCUUUAUCGAAAGUCCAUUACAGAGUUACAUAUGCGUAUAGCAGUGUUUUGGAAAUAUGAUGCAAUUCUGUCACGAUUUCAAAAGCCAUGGAAAUUGCACUGUUGUAAUGAGAUAUCAAAUUGGUCAAAAUUAACAUAACAAGAUCUCUGAUUGGUCAGGUCGACAAAUUGAACUGAACCAAUCAGAAUUCGCUUUACAAAAUGACUUAUAAUUCAACUCAAAAUGUCACCUUAUCCACACACUCCCUGAUCGUUUUUUGGCCCAAAUUUUUAUUUUAAACGACCGACAUCGUAUGUCGUGAGCAUCCCAUGAUGAUACCCCAUGUGCCUGUAAAUUGCAAAUUAACAUGCAAUACCUUAGAUAAUACCUCUGGAAUGCAUAUGAAUAAUCACGACACAUGCUACAUGCAAUACUAAUACUUAUUCAGCACUGGCGACGAGGUUUGACACAGGUUUUCCAUAUCCAGGUGAAGCCGGUGGAAUAAGCUGGUACACGGGCGACUUUACGUGGCACACGUGCGACUAACCAGAGCUGUUGUCCCAGCUGAAGAACGUCUUCGUUUCUGAUUGUCGAAAGAGCUACCCGACUUCUUUGGCAAUUGAGAGAUCAGCUGUUGCAAUAGCUUACUGUUACUUUCUUUAGUCGCCUGUGUGCCCACUGUUAGCCGUAGGGCUCGGCAGGCUUGUGGGAAAGCCAAUCUUAUUUUUAGUGGCAGAUAUUUUUAUAAAUAACAAAUUGAAUUUCAACAGUUGCGAUUCUGAUUUUCGGAUCGCUGCCAGAGUUGAAUACGAUAAAUUUGAAACUCUGGAGUCGUUUUAUUAGUUUAUUGAAAAAACAUCCCACCGAGUUUGUUUGAGAUCUGAUGCUGCAUCCAAAUGAACUUUGGUUUUAUCAACAUUUUAUUUGGGUGCUGCUGCAGCAAAUCAAAAGAUCUCAUUAGUGGCAAUAGUUUUAAUUCUCGCUGCGGCAUCGGCAUCAAUGUCUGUGGAAAUUGAAUUCUCGUCUGGCGGUAUCAUCUGUUGCUAAGUAUAGGACCCAGAAAUUGACUAUACGAUCUUGGAAGUCCCCAGGAACUUCAUCAAUGCGCUUCACUCGAUAUGGAAAACCUUUGCAAGUCAAACUAAAGCCGCCGUUGCUUGAUAAUGAAUAACUCUGGUCAGCAUGUGCAGGCAGUGUAUAUAUUCCCUGAGCCCCAUCUGGUGGUGACAUUUUUCACCACCUUCCCCCUCCAGGUUUGCUGUCUUCGUUCCAUUCCAGCGUGACUGAUAUUCGAACAGCUUAGAUGUUUUCAGUGUGCUUUUGAAAUCUGAACUGCCGUGGCUACCCAAAAAAUUGAAAAAAACCAUGCAAAUCAGUGUCGUGAAUCAAACUGAUGAAAAACUACGUUGAACCUUUUUUAAGCCUGGUGGUUUCGAAGAGUUUUGUAUUCAAAAACACGAGUUCGAGUCGUUGAGGAGUUAGAAGCUGUUCAAUAUUUGGUCUCCUGGACAGGAGAUGAAGAUUGAUAUGAAAUGUGUCUUGGUAUGGCCAUGUUUUGUGUAGACAUUUGACAAUUAGCAGUAUCAGUCUCGUAAUAUCUUGAACUAUCCGUGGGUCACAUUCGAUCCCCCGUUCUUGAUAUUACGGACAUCGACAGUAACACGAAGUAUGCAUGUGACUUUCACAUGUACUCUGUUUCGACACAUCACUCAUGUCUACAUAAAACCAUGAUGGCAAAUCCCCUGAUUUCUUGAAUACUAAGGUCAAUUAUCAAGAGUUUCAAGUCCAUUUGACAGGAUCAAUGACUUGGUCUUCUCAGGAGAAGAGGGUUUGAUUUUGUCCCAACACUUGGUUGUUUGCAUAUUGAUUACAUCCAGGUUCAUGUAGACGGUUGUUGGUCCUGUCAAAAUUGAUGAUCUCUUCUUUACAAUUGACGGCAGUAUUCCUCCCCUCAAGGAUUGUAUCUUUGGAAUGAAACUCACAUGCACAUGGCAAGGAAGGAGUGUCGCCCCAUAACAGCGCUAAAUCAGUGAUCGUUUACGUUACCUCAUUGUCUCUGGUUUACGGAAUACAUUUUCAAUUAUUUGUAAAAAGAUCAUUUUCAUCGAAGAUUUUGAAGACUACAGCUUAAAGUUGAUACAUUGAAAAUGCUCAGAGGCUCUUGUUUCUUUGGUCUUAAUAGACAGACCCUGGGAACGUGGUUCUGGAACCAAACAAAUGAAACAAAUGUCUUAAUUAGAAAUUCGAUAUUGUUUAUUUGCCCUAUUAUUCGGUACUCGGCUUACGGACAUUGUCAACUCCAAAUACUGGGACAACCACUGAAAACAUGCUCGAUGGAAAAACAAAUCAAAACGUGACGUGACCAGUUCAUCAGUUUUGAUCUAUCGGCUAACAAUGAAUGGACAGUUACCGAGUGUUGAUUGAUCAAUAUUGCAUUAAGGCAAGAAACUGUUUAGUAGUCAUUGAUGAAAGUUUGUGUGGUCCUUUCAGACGUCCGGGCAUAAUCGAUCAUUGUCGCGCUUGCUGCAAUUUGUCGAUUUCUCCGGUGCUGUUGAUGAGACUGAAGAUGUGACUUGCUCUUGCAAACGAGGCUAGUUACAGACGAUUUGUCGCUGAUCAAAGUUGUAUUUCUUAUUACCGUAAUGGAAAUUGUCAGAACUACUAAUUGACGAAAUGGCAUGAUUUCUUUGUUUAUUGAUUUGACGACAUUUUGCUCGAUUUCUUGUUUGAUGAAAGGAACGAGAGCCAUAAAUGAAUAAGCAAUUGAAAUGUACUGCUGUUAAACCAGAGACAAUGAGACCCAACGCUUUCCUUCAAUGCUUUGAGUGCAGUGCACACGGGCGACUUAGUCGAGAAAAUUCAUCAGAGCGACACAUUUCCUUUGUGUCACUAAAAUUGACAUGACACGCCCAUUGACAAAUCAAUAAGGUUGUUCUGAUGCUGCGACUGUCGCUCGCGAUUUAAGUUGCCCGUGUGCAUCGCACGCUUGACGACAACAAUACUAACUGGAUACUCACAAUGGACUUGCAAGAAGAGUUGAGGAAUGCCGGCAAGAGAAGUACAGCUAAGAGGAGAGGACAUCAGAAAAAAAUGGCCCAAAAUUGAAAAGUAUGACAUCACGGUAGACCGUGUUUGCUCUGUUUGAUGUCUGGCUUAUCAAUACUCGGGAUAUUUUCAGUCGUUGAAAUGCCUUUGUUUCAGUUUCAUUUCAACACCUCCGUAUUCAAGAUCACAAGUAAGUUGACUUUCUCCAGAUAGAAAUUAGUAUGGUCUUGUUAGAUCACUGAGCAUGACUUUGAACAUUGCCGAUCAACCAAUGCUGGUGAUCAUUGCCGAUCGACUAAUACUGAUGCCGAUUCCUAAUUAAUCGGACAUUACACGGCAAUAUGAGAAAGGUGUGUCCUUGCUAUCGAAUUGUGUAUCGACCAAUAUCGUAAACUGCUGUGUGAACUUUCAUCAGAACUAUCUCGGAAAAGGAAAGAUGACUGGGUAGGUGGUUGAAGACAUACUUUAUUUAGAACUCUUCGGACGUGCUUUCAUCCGUCUGGCAGAGUGGAGGGCUACUGAGGUUGAGAGGUUGAACCUGACGCUUUGCUUUGCUGUUCAAUAUAUUGCUCUUGAUAUCCAGUCCUGUAACUCAGUUUGUCUUAAAAGAUAUUGACCCUUUCCUCUGGUUGGAUUACUCUUGGUCUCUGCUCAAAAGAUUCGAAUCUGUUGGUGAUAAUUUGGUUACAGAUUUGAGAAUGAUUUUGAAACGCAUCCAUGAUUAAUAGCAAGUUCAAAAUUUAAACAAGGCCACUGGAUCUUUAAAGAAACCCAAGAUUCGUACAGUAUCUGACAUCCUCCGAUUCAUAUUUCCUGCCUCCCAAUUUGAUACUCAACUAGGCAGUAUCAUCCACCUGAGAAGACCCAAUUCACCUAUGAUACUAUAAAAGGUUAUGCACACAACUUGUUGUCCUUCCCAGGUGAGGCUCUUUGGAUCAAUACCUCUUACAUUCUUACCAUAACACCUCCCAUCACUCUUAUUCAGUUCACCGCAUGGUUCUAUGACAAUUUAUCCAAAAUCGUUGGUAUGACUACAGAUAUAGUAAACAUACCCACAAUUAUCAAGCCCCUUCUAUCUAGGGGACAAUAGUGUGAUUUCUUGGGUUAGACUAAUGGUAUAUACUCUGUUUCCUACAGUCACUGUCAGAAGUAAAUGUUCACAACCUUUUGGGCUCUUGUAUGAAAGUUCUGAUGAAAGCGAAUUUUUUCAGUAAAUUUUCUUUUUUCUUGAAUCUAAUUUUUGAACGCGGCUGUUAGGUGUGCUUGUGAAAGAGUUUUAAAAAACCUACAAUAUGUUGUGAUGGAAAUCUUGUAACUUUUGUGCAAUAGCCUAAUAAGAUGUUGUCAUUUUCUUCUGACUGUCGCUGUAUAUGUUCCUGGUAAUAGUGUACGUGUACUUUGAUAUCUCCAUCGGAUGGAUUACAGAUUCCUUGAUAUCGUGUUGCCGUGGGGCUGGGAGGAGGAGUGUCAUGUUGUACAAUAGGUGUCCCCAAGCAUUAGAAAGAGACGCAUUUCAACCCACUGCGGGCUGGAGGAAAAUUGUGACACAAAAGUGAACAAUUUUUGCUAGUUCUCGGCUAAGACAAAUUUUGGUAUUUUCUGAAACUUUUGAAGACAGUGUUUUUCUGUACUCCUAGGAACUGGCACUGUCAUUCUAACAUUUUGUGCAUUUCAAACAAAGAGCAUCCUACUCUGAUAACAGCUGAUUGCUCCAAUGAUAUUGUCUCGGCCUUGUCUGGGUUACAAGUCAUUGCGUUGAUUGACUUUGGCCUGUUUUCAGGAGACGAAUCAAGACGUUUGAUUUUCUCUUUGGUGGCGAGGUGACUAGACAACUAGAUGGGUACCUGUGUUCUCUCCUUGAGUCCGUACCUGGCUAACUUGAAAGAAAUAUCCAGUACAUUUGUGCACGUUCUCGUCACAAGGUGAUUCUGGUGUUCUCAGGAUGAAAUCUAAGUAAGGCAGUUCGGCCAAAUUAGCAGCUAAUCAACAAGUAAUGUGUUGAAGUGAUUGAGGAGUACCUUGCAAUUCUUGACAUGUGGGCGUACUGGGGGAUAUAUUGCCUCAUAUCCCGUCAAAAUAGAACCCAAUUUUCAUCUUCCCGACUCUUCUGGGAAUGUUGAGCGCCGUACUGCUGCCAUCUUCACCAAGUAAUCAGCUUUUGUCAAUUUCUGUCGAGUUGAUUGACUGGUAUUGUGUUGUGGGUUAACACCUUAAGCUCUGCGCACGCAAUCGACAGAAUGAUGAUGACAACGAAAACAUUGCUUUGAGAAUGUUUUCAGUGCCAGAUGAAUGGGCCCAUGACAAGCUACUUUAAAAAGCAGCUUCAACGUCACAGACAAACAAAUCUAACUCAAAGGAAAUUUCCAACCUUAGUUAUUCAUCCCAGCCCAAGUUUACAAAAUUCCCAAUGCUUUUUGUUCAGGCUACCUACACUUUUAAUAAUCUAAAGCAGUUUCAGGCCUAAUGAGAUUGGAAACUACAGCUAAUUGCCAAUCAGACAUUCUCAACAAAUGAAUCGGUCCCGAUAAACCGAUUCCAGUUUCAAAAUUGGGAUGAGUUCACCUCCGAAUACAUGAACAUUAAUUGGAGGCACUCAUUGGGAUCGAAUCGUUAGCGGCUCGUUACGAGGAAUCAGAUUGAUUCACCGCUAAUGAAACUCAUCCAGAUAUUGGUUGACUUUUGUUGGCGUCAUGGAGCCGAUUAACCCUCUGUGACAGAAUAACUUUCGGUUGACAUAGUUUGGAUACCGAACUGGAGAUAUUGGUUAUUUAACCAAAUAUCGCAAAAUGGAGACCUCGAUGACAUCUCUCAUUCAGUCAGUCUCACUUUGAGAAACGCAUCAUCUUGGAUUUGUAAGCAAAACUAUGUUAUUAAUUAGUAAAUUAGUAUAAUCAACCAAUCAAUUAAUUAGCAAUCCGCCAGGGAAUCCUCAUCUAUUCUAAAUAGUGCGGCAGUUGCCUCAUUUCCAUUCUACUGGUUCAAGAUGAUGAGACAGAGAUGCACAGUAUGGCAUCAUUAAGCCUAUACAAACUGUGUGCUUAGUUUUGACCGAGAAUUUUCCCCGAAAUAAAAAUGGAAACCACACAACAUCGAGUGUUAUCAUAAGACUGUGGGCAUUUCUGUGCUAAGGAUGAAAAAUACCAUUUGCAUUGAGAAACAACAAAACGUUGUGAAAUUAUAUCAAGAAUGUCAUCGCUAGAAAUGCCUGAACACCUUCAUGUUUUUAUUUCUGGGAGAUCGUAAAGUAAACACACAACUUUUCAUGUCUUUGGAAGUUACAAGUUAUGAGUUUCAAGCCAACUUUACUUGACCUAAUCUCUCAAUGCAUUUUAUGCUAUUUUCUGUCUUGAUUGUACAUUUGCUUCGAGCCGUUUGACAUUUGUACGUUUACUUGCAGUGAUCAAACUACAUGACUUCAUAUCAUAUCCCAACUUGGACAGUAUGGGCUGUACUUUUCUACAUAGUGUUACAUAAAAUGUACAGUUAAUGUCACUAGUUUUACAUGAAAUAGCCUUUCAGUUUGUGUCACCAUAACAUGUCAGAAUCAACUACACAAUGUUUACAGUGAGAUCACCGAAUGCACUGCUGAUUCCGUUUCAUUCUCCAUGGAACGGACCAGACUGUUGACUGAAGAUGGUUGCAGGCUAUCCUCUUGGCCCAGUAUGUCUCUAAACAAAUAGAACUCAUAUUCACAUAUGUUGCGCGAAAUUCCUGUGUAGAAGCCAACUUCAGAAUCUAGGUAAAAUAUCUCGACAGAAAUCUGAGAUGCGUUAAAAGACGUGACGUCUUCAUAUCGCCUUGGGUGUAAGAUUCAUUGGCGCUAUUCUUCCACGUUUGCUGUAAAAAUAUCGCAUGACAACGGCAGAUUAUUUUCCAUGUUGAAAUUAAACUGAAAAAUCAAUUUUCAAAACAUCUCUUGAUAGUUGUUGUGAGGUAAUUGAUGUUUUAUGGAUCGUGUUUCCGUCAGAUGAAGCGUGAACUGCCUGCGUCUGCGAGAUGAUCACAUUUUCAACUCCAUACCGUUAAUGAGAGAAAUAGAACAUGAUUUGGUUCGACUAAUUUUAGAAUUUGAAAUACUGGAUGUUGGUAAAUUGGCAGUGUUGGAUUUGAAUCUAAAUGUCACUGUUUUGUUGUGAGUAAUUCUAUGAGUCUAUGAUUCUUCUUCAGUUGCAAAAGAUAGCAUUCAAACUUAAAAUUUAGUAAUAUGUCCAAGAAAGGUACCUUCUAUAAUUCAUUCACAAAAACUGACACUCGUAGAAAAUGAAAAAAGAUGAAAUGUCCCAAUAACAAAACACCGUCCUCCUGACAAAGUGUUAGUCUGUUUUGGCUUCAAAAUACUUUUGCCGCAGUCUAAUGUAGCUCAUCCACCUUUACCUCCCAAUGCUCCACUACCCAAAAGAAAACAUCCCAGUCUUAUCUUGGUCUUUUAUAGUGCUUCUUAUCUUCUAACGACACUGCAUACCACGAUAAUCUACCAAGUCCAGCCAGGAUAAAAAACCCACGAUAAAAAAUUCCCCCAUAAUUGGCUAUGGCUUCCUGUUCGCCAUUUCUCUGAAGUCCCCGCAGAAAAACACGCGGGUUUUCCCGUCGUCUUCAGCUAGAUUAACUUGUUAUCACGGCAGUGAUGAUCACGAUGAAAAAACGUUGUGCGGCCAUUGAUCUUCAAUCAUAUGAUUGGCGAUGGUUUCCUGCCACGUUUGCCUCAUUAUGAUUUCCUCUUUUCGUCCCUGUUGUUCUGGCGUGGGGCCGCGGGCGGUGGUCAGAUAUGAAGGUGAAACAUCCCAGAUGGUUAGUCAAGAUGUGUCACUUGGAUUUUGUCAAGGUUUGUUGACGUUUGAUUUUGUGAUUGUUUCUUGGCUAUUCUUGUGUGGGGCCGCGGACAGUGAUGGUCCAUGUCAGAAUUCCCUGAUGGUUUGUCAAAAUGUGUCAUCGUGAUUUCUUGGAGGAUGAUGUGAUGCUCUGUUUUGUUAUUGUUUGUCUUUGAAGAUGUUCAUUGAGGCGUUCUCAUUGGUUGAUGGAUUUCUUGGCAUUUGUUGACAGCGUUUUUGUCAUCGGUUAGCGUUUGUCCCUAGAAUCGGUCAAGGAUGUGUGUGAGGAAAGGUUCAGUUUUUUGCUAUAGAUACAAGUGACGAAUAUUUAGUUGUCAAAUUCCCCUUGGAACCAUAGGUGGACUGCACCUUUAACCAAUCGUUAGAGUACCUGACAUAUAUUCUUUAGAAAUCUUAAGUCUGUGUUCUAUGGAGUAAGAUUUCAUCUAAUGCAGAUAUUAUCACCAGAUGGAGCAAUUAUAAUCUUGUUCAUUGAAGAUUUCAUGUCAUCGAGAUUCUUGCAAUUUGAAUCGCACCAGUCUAAACCAAUAUUAGAAACAAAUGACUUUGACAAGUGUUUUUGAAUCACACCAGUCUAAACCAAUAUUAGAAACAAAUGACUUUGACAAGCGUUUUUGAAUCACACCAGUCUAAACCAAUAUUAGAAACAAAUGACUUUGACAAGCGUUUUUGAAUCACACCAGUCUAAACCAAUAUUAGAAACAAAUGACUUUGACAAGCGUUUUGAAUCACACCAGUCUAAACCAAUAUUAGAAACAAAUGACUUUGACAAGCGUUUUGAAUCACACCAGUCUAAACCAAUAUUAGAAACAAAUGACUUUGACAAGCGUUUUGAAAAGCUUCUAUUGAUGCUAUCACAAGGGCAGUCAUUUUGUUAUUGGCUUUACACACAAAUUUCCAAUUUUAGAGCAUUGCCUGCCCGACUUUACCCAUGGAUCACAUUUUCAAUAGUCCACAUUGUCAUUUAGUUCGAAUUUCCAAUCGAUCUUUUCACGUCUCUCCGAAGAAAAUCAAUGGCUUCGUUACCUUACGAGCACUUAGCGAGUAAAUAGCAAAUAAAGCCGGUCUUUACUCCCAAUUACUAUACCAUAGAGAGGCCACCUUGACUGAUUGCUGCCUUGCCAGCUUUGCAAUCAAUUGGUGCGCAAUGAUGAUGGCAUUUUAAGACUUCUCAACGAAAACUGCCUCCAGCUCUAUUUCUCACUAUCUUGAAUGCAUUUUCAGAGGAUGCAUUGACGUUGAUGCGUCUCUCCUGACAGGGUCGGAAUUGAUGAAAUUUGAGAUGUGCCAGUUCUUGUAAAAAAAGUUGAAGCGAAGCAUAAUUCACGAAGACAGAAGCAUUGCAUAUAAAUUAUUUAGAAUUUCAAAGGUUCGUUGAAAAAAUUGAAAAGCUAUAAAAAUUUUACACGGCAUGUUUUAGCGUAGCAUAAUUAAAGAUUAAUUCACGUUUGUGUGGAUGUUAUAGUGUGUUAUAUUCAUGUCAUGCUGCUUAAAUUAUUUUGUUCGCUUUACUAAGUUUGUUCGAAAUGCUUGCCAUACUGUAAACCCUGAAAUAUUUGUGUGCUUUUUAUUUUCACUUUUUUGCAUUGACAGAUAAUUGCAAAAAUGUAUGGUCGAGAAAAAUGAAAAUCUGACUGAAAUUAUUGCUAUUGGGUUGGAAUGACACUUUAAUUGUUAAAAGAAUGCAGAAAUUGCAAUUUUACAAGUCCGUAAAAUAAAACGACCGCAAAUAUUUUUGGGUUUGCAGUAUCAUACACUUUGAUUUCUGUGUUGUUUACUGAUCUCAGUCUUCAAUAUGAAUUAAAAUACUCAAAAAUUCUUUUUUUUAUCCGAACUUGACAUUAUUUUUCAUUUUUUUAUGAAAUUGUUGAUAAAAUCGAAAAAAUAUUAUAUUGGGAUACGGAUGUGUUGUUGCCCCGCAUAUACAUGUAGAAGCUUUUAUGUGCUAAGCGAGAAGUUAAUGAUAAACGUUUUAAUUAAAUUAUCAAUAUGAUUUAAUUUAAUUAGAUAUUAAGUUAAUACUCAGGAAAGUGUAGCACCUAGAGCUGAUCUCAAAACUAUAUCGCCUGAGGUUUAAAACAUAAAAACAAUACUCCUUACCAUUUUUGGUAAAGAUUUUAGCUGGAGUUGUAUGCCAUAUUGAUGCAUCCGUCCGGCCCAAGACAGGCAGAGCCAUCUCUUGGCCAUUUCACUCAGCGGUGACUAGCAAUUUCCUUUUUAAGCGCGUUGUUAUGUAGCCACCAUAGUCUGUUACACUUUUGCACGCUAAUUUGAAUUUUGGUGAGUGUGUUCAUCUUUUGGCAAUGCUCUUUUCCAAAUUAAUAACAACUUUUCAUCAAAUUUUCAUCUCGUGAUAUUUUCUUCAAAUUUCAUCAGUUUUGUUUCCAUUUUCAGCCAUUUAUGUCUGUAAAGAACAAGGUAAAUCAUCUACUUAGGAAUGGGGUAUAAUCAGGCCUUGGCCUUAUAUAACCCUCAAUACAAGUGAAUAAAUAAAAACAUUGGCAGUAAAAAUUAACACAAUUUUCUCAGGGAGUGUAGCAACUUAACAAAAGUAUCAAGGCUUACAUGCAGUUCUCAUCACUCGAGAAAGACCUUUUUAACCUCAAUAAACCAUAUAAUGUUUGCUACCAAAUUACUCUGCUAAUGUUUAUCUCAGCCUACAGUUGGGGUAACUUUUAACUGUGGGAAUUUGUGCAUAAUUCAAAAUUUCACUUGCAAAUUAAUUUGGAAUAGAGCAUAGGCAGGUUUUGCUUUAAAAGUAUUACAAUUCCACACUUAACUCACUUGCAACUUAUUUAUUUGCCCAGCAUAAUGGUUUAAAAACUACUUAAUUAGGUCAUAGUUAUCAAUUAAUUAUUGUUAAUUACUUGUGUGAAUGAAAGGAGGUUACCAUGGUUUCUAAAUAUUAAUAAACUUAAUUAUUAGAUUUUAUCUUGAACAGGUUAUUUAACUCAGGAUCAGAUUUUGAUUUAAUAUUGAUAAUGAUUAAUGAAAUGUAAUUAACAUAAUUAAUAUUCAAAAUAUAAACCUCCCUGUCCCAGAGAUCACGCAAGUACGAAAAAUUAUAUUUCUAUGAAAAACAGUUUGUAAAUAUCAAGAAAUCCUAUUAUUAAUUGCUCUUUAAAAUAUAAUUAAGCUAUUAUUAUUGUUCAGUAAGACGAGAUGCUAAGAUUUAUUUAUUAUUGGCCUUAGGCUCUGUACUGAAGUAGCAAUAUACCUAUGCAAAGAGUUUAAACUAUGCAAGUUGCUCAAAAAGCUUUUUCUCAAAGUUUAUGUUUUAGAAUUUUUUUGUACAGAUUCGCAUGGAUUUUUCCCUUGUACUCACUACUGUCUAUUUAUGCAUGCAUGAUGAAGCAAUGUUUAAUGUCUUUUCAAUUUCGUUAUGAAAUCCCAAUUUCAGCCAAGAUCUUGCCCGGACUUGAGCAUUAUGUAGCUUAUGACCUGUGUACUAUUAUGUUAUAUGCAGAUUAAGGAAAUAAAAUAUUUUAUAUGAUA
This is a messenger RNA of Lineus longissimus, 19226 nucleotides long. Its product is annotated as protein quaking-A-like. The record is from RefSeq and is a predicted model, not a curated record. The transcript has 10 exons. The coding region runs from base 55 to 1446 and encodes 463 amino acids. NCBI's taxonomy places the organism in Eukaryota, Metazoa, Nemertea, Pilidiophora, Heteronemertea, Lineidae. Gene Ontology annotation, cellular component: nucleus. Gene Ontology annotation, molecular function: mRNA binding. Gene Ontology annotation, biological process: regulation of mRNA splicing, via spliceosome.